AUGAAUAUAAUUAUAUUAGAAUUAUCGUGUGUUAAAAUAUAUAUCAAUGAUUUUUUUGAAAAAAAUUGUCCAUUAAAUAGUUUUAUUAGUUUAAUAGAAAAUUUUAAAUUUAACAGCGAAAAAUAUUCAGAUAUUGAUGAUUUAAAAAAUAUUGUUAAAGAAAAUAAUGUAGCACUAAAAAAUAUUGGUUGCUCUGUUUAUAAAGGCUAUACAUAUUUAACUGCUCACGAUGAAGAAAAGAGAAGAAUACUUUGCAAUUAUUUAAAUCUUUGGCUAGAUGAAAAAAAGAGCAUAAAUGUAACUAAUUCAAUUAUUACUGAUACACAAUGGGAGCUUAUUGAAGAAUUAUGGAAUCUUUUAAAACAACGCUAUUAUCGAAAUCGUUGUGAUAGACAAGAAGAAAUAAAUACAUUGGAAAUAAGGAAGCGGAUUAAUUUAAUGGUUUAUUGCGUAAAUAGAGAUUAUUUGAAAAAUAUGUGCUCACGUGCUAUAAAUAGUAAUCAUAAUAUAGAAAACAAAUGUUCAGGUUUUUCAAUGUUCACAAAUAAGUAUUAUGAACAAUUUUUGAAUGAAAGUGGAUGCUUUGGUGAUACUAUUAAUCCUAAAGAUCAUAGAUAUUUCAUUGAUGAUAAUUGUAAUUUACAUAAUAUGGCCAUCACGUUCCCUAAAUUUGAUUCAGAAUCUAAACAAAUUGUAUAUAACCAUGAAUCAAGGAAACCUAUAGAAAAAUGCAAAAAUACUAUACAAUCAGGAGGUGAUAACAAAGAGCUAGCCGCCCCAUCAGAGACAGAAUUAACUUCAACCGAUAAGCGGUCUUCAAAACCUGUCUAUUGCGCUGGGUUGUCAGCAUUGGGAAUUGUUUUCACUUCCAUAGUUUUGUAUAAAUACACAACCCUUGGAUCGUUCAUCC
Messenger RNA from Plasmodium cynomolgi strain B, 910 nucleotides. RefSeq names its product CYIR protein. The transcript is spliced from 3 exons. NCBI's taxonomy places the organism in Eukaryota, Apicomplexa, Aconoidasida, Haemosporida, Plasmodiidae. The record is from RefSeq and is a predicted model, not a curated record. The annotation marks the transcript as partial.